This is a messenger RNA of Rhizophagus irregularis DAOM 181602=DAOM 197198, 473 nucleotides long. Lineage: Eukaryota; Fungi; Glomeromycota; Glomeromycetes; Glomerales; Glomeraceae. The record is from RefSeq and is a predicted model, not a curated record.
GUAAUUUAUUUUAUUUUAUUUUAUCCUUUUUUUUUUAUUAUUAUUUACUUUUCGGUUCGGGAAGUGGCGUGGUGCAAAUACAAUGAUGUGUUAUGACAUAAUAAUCCGCAGUUUAUUACGUAAUCCCUGAACGAACUUGUUUCCACAACUUUUAAUUCCAUAAUUCAGGGAUAUUGAACAAUGGACAAUCCUUAUAAAAAAAAUUUCCAAUAUAUAAAAUAUAUAAAUGCAUUCUUAACUAUUUCAUGUCCUUUUUAUGUCUUUUUGUGGGUAAUAUUUCAUUAUAUUUGCUCAUAUUUGCUCGUGUUAACGUGUUUUAAGUUAUCAUCAUUUAAUACCUUUUUUAAAUAAUGAAUUUUAGUUAUAAAUAUGACUACUUUUUCCCAUCAAAGAUCCACAUUCCUAUAUUCCUUCUCCCCUAAUCUCUUCCAAUUUUCCAUAUUUUUCCACAUCAUAAAAAAAAAAAAAAAUUU